AUGCCCGACCCUCUGCCGAAGAUCAAGGUGAACGACGUGCAGUAUCCUGUCGGUACCGCUAAUGGAGCGGCGAGCGAAUCCCUUGACUCACCCUCAACUAUAACGGACAGCGGAUAUUCAGCGAGGCCGAGAUCUGCAACUUCGUCAGAAGGAAACAACCAGAGCAAUGGCAAGAAGUCCCCAAUCAACAACUCGAUACGCAAUUCUCCAAGCAGGGAGGGAAGUAAUGGAGCAAGCCCUCCUCCAAUCCACCCCACACAGCAAGGUCGUCCUACCACUGCCAUUGACCCGCUCUCUCACCAUAUCCUGAAGAGAACCAACACCGAAAAUACAAUCCCUCAGAAACUCCGAAGCUCGGGCGCGGCUGGACCAGACAGUUCACUCCCUGAAGUUGGCGGGAACCCAAUAAGCCCUGACCUACCGCCGCCCGGCAAACAACUAACGACCGAAAUAAAUCGAGGCGACAGUAAUUCCGGGAAAGAUAAAAAGAAAGGCGUGUCGUUUCUAAGCCGGUUCUCGAUAGGCGGGAAGAAGAAAGAUUCUGAGUAUUUAGAGGACGAUGAAUCAGAGCAAGGCGAUCAGCGGACUGAAGGCAUGAAUGCGCAUGUAUUCUCCUCUUCUAUUGGGGCGAAUGGGUAUAUUCCCCAGCAUAAGGAGCCACCGAGAUACAUCAAGGUUCGAGCGAAUAAUAAGAAAGACAGGGAAUUCGAUCGCAUGUUUUUGGCCCAAGAGUUGAGCGGCACAAAACAGCAUGCGUCAAGCAACGAGAAGGUGCCAGGCUUGACAACUUACGAUAUUCCGUCAACACUUGUACACAAGAUUCCCAAGUCUGCGAAAUCGAGUGGAGCAGUAUGGGCAACAGAGUUCAGCAUAUGUGGGAGAUAUUUAGCGGCAGCUGGUAAGGACCAGGUUGUCAGGGUCUGGGCUGUGAUCUCGAAUUCGGAUGAGAGACAGGCGCACGAGUACGAAGAGGAUGUAAGCUCGAGCACGUCUGGAGCAGCCAGGCUAAGCGCUCCCGUAUUCAGGUCGACACCGAUCCGAGAGUUUGAGGGACAUACAGGGGAUAUAUUGGACUUGAGUUGGAGCAAGAACAACUUCUUGUUGUCAUCCUCGAUGGACAAGACAGUAAGGUUAUGGCAUAUCUCGAGAAAGGAGUGCCUGUGCACAUUUAAACAUAAAGAUUUUGUUACCUCAAUAGCCUUUCACCCGAGAGAUGAUAGAUUCUUCUUGGCAGGGUCCCUCGACUCUAUUCUUCGACUCUGGAGCAUUCCGGAUAAAUCGGUUUCUUUUUGGAAACAGUUACCCGACCUGAUCACUGCCGUCGCAUUUAGCCCGGAUGGUAAGACAGCCAUUGCCGGUGUGCUGAGUGGCUUGUGCCUAUUUUAUGAAACGGCUGGUCUCAAUCCUCAAGGUCAGAUCCACGUGCGGUCAAGUCGCGGAAAGAAUGCGAAAGGCUCCAAAAUCACUGGUAUCCGGACGACGACAUACCCCGCGAACGAUCUCGACGGCGAAGUCAAGGUCCUCGUAACGAGUAACGACUCGAGAGUGAGACUCUAUAAUCUGAAAGACAAAACCUUGGAGAUGAAAUUCAGGGGGCACGAGAACACCUGCAGUCAGAUCAAUGCAAGCUUCAGUGACGAUGCGACAUAUGUGAUUUGUGGAAGCGAAGAUAGAAAGUCUUACAUCUGGAACACUGGGCCUAUUGACUUGGACAACAACAAAGACAAACGGCCCUUGGAGUUUUUUGAAGCGCAUUCAGCUAUGGUCACAGCGACUGCAAUUGCGCCAACAACAACACGGCAGCUACUAAGUGCUUCUGGGGAUCCAAUAUACGAUCUCUGCAAUCCACCCCCUAUAACCCUUCUCUCCCGCGAAGAAUCGAAUGCUUCUUGCAUUCCCCCUCCUGGUGCAGAUAAACGCCACUCAGACCCCAUCAGCGAGCCCGUCAAGACCCCUGCGUACCUUGCGCGCAGCACGCACAACGAUGGCCUCAUCAUUGUCACGGCCGACUACCUCGGCUCCAUCAAAGUCUUCCGCUGCGACUGCGCCUACCAGAAACGUCGCAACGAUAGCUGGGAGAACGGAUCGACCUUUUCUAAGAGAGUCAUCAGGCGCUCAGGCAGCACCAUGACGCGCACCUCGGGGGGCUCACACCGCGCCUCGGUCUCGCACAGCUCGCUUCCUGGAGGUUUGCAUUCUGAUCAGAUCCUGUCUUGGAGAAAUGAAGUCUCGGAUGGUGCUAGUACACGGAGUAGAGUCAUGACAUCCCACUCCGACCGCAGCAUUUCACCUGGCAAAUUUACCCGCAAAGCGCAAUCCCAGUUCAACCUUGCCAGCACAGCGCGCCAAACGCCCUAUGCUCCUUCGCCUAUUGCGCGCUCUUCCCCCAGUAUCUCAACCACCAGCCCGCCGCAAAGCAUUUACGGCAAGGAGAAGCGCACGCCCUCUACAUCCUCGGCUUCCAAACCGCCAAAAUCGCCCAUGCAGCCUCCAACGCCGAGCUUCGUCAUUAACCGGCAAGCCACGGACGAUAACCCUUCCAAACUCAACACAGCGCAAAAGACGUCCCAGUUCUGGAAUGUCGCGAGUUGGAAACCGCAGCCCCAGCGCAGCAGCAAUAGUGGAACCGGGAAAAAAGAAGACAAAGGUCUGCGGCCGGCGCUGGAUCGCGGCGGAAGCGUCGUCAGCAAGCUAUCUUCCGAGGAGGAGGAGUCGGGGGAGGCGGAUGGUGAUGAGAGCGAGGGGGAGAGCCUGAGUUGUAGGGAGUGCAACGGGAGGGAUUUCCGGGCGAGAAAAGUCGCGGGCAAGGGGUUGGUGAUGGCGUGUACGAGGUGUGGAGCUCAUGUUGAAUGA
Molecule: messenger RNA, 2853 nt
Organism: Drepanopeziza brunnea f. sp. 'multigermtubi' MB_m1
Lineage: Eukaryota; Fungi; Ascomycota; Leotiomycetes; Helotiales; Drepanopezizaceae
Molecular function (GO): protein binding
Source: RefSeq, a predicted model, not a curated record